This is a messenger RNA of Cololabis saira (Pacific saury), 1783 nucleotides long. It is a transcript of the gene tagln3b, whose product is annotated as transgelin 3b. Lineage: Eukaryota; Metazoa; Chordata; Actinopteri; Beloniformes; Belonidae. The transcript has 5 exons. The record is from RefSeq and is a predicted model, not a curated record. Gene Ontology annotation, molecular function: protein binding. Bases 286 to 885 code for a protein of 199 amino acids.
CUCCGUCAGGGAGAGGAGUCACGUCGCAGUCUGCUGAGCGUCUCUAGGGACCCCUCCUGGAGGAGCAGGCAUAUAAAACCCGCGGCUCGCCCCUCCCGGACAAAGUCAGCUCCGGUGUGGUCCGACGCGCUUGUGCUGCGUUUUAUGGAUGCUUCAGCACUUCAGCAGCAUCCCCCUCAGCCCUGCCCAGCUCAACGGAAUUAACACGGUGACACAGGACGACUCCGGCCGCACGGUCCUCUGCACUAUACGCCAUCAGUGCACUAGAUUGUUGGGAGACCUGCCAUGGCAAACAGAGGGCCCAGUUACGGACUGAGCCGGGAGGUGCAGGAGAAGAUUGAUCAGAAGUAUGACAAUGACUUGGAGCAACGGCUGGUCGACUGGAUUGUUGCACAGUGUGGAGGAAACCUGGAGAAACCACAAGCCGGCAAGCAAAACUUCCAGCAAUGGCUGAUGGAUGGAACACUUCUGUGUAGACUCAUCAACAGUCUUUAUCCGAGGGGAAAGGAGCCCAUCAAAAAAAUCCCAGAGACCCAAAUGGCCUUCAAACAAAUGGAGAAGAUCUCUCACUUCCUGCAAGCAGCAGAAGCUUAUGGCGUCACAACCACAGACAUCUUUCAAACUGUGGACCUCUGGGAAGGAAAAGACUUGGCAGCAGUGCAAAGAACCCUAGUGGCUCUGGGGAAUUUGGCUGUCACAAAGGACGAUGGUCAAUACAGAGGUGACCCAGACUGGUUCCACAGGAAAGCCCAGGGACAUCGACGAGAGUUUACUGAGGAACAGCUGCGGCAAGGACAGAGUUUGAUCGGCCUGCAGAUGGGCAGCAACCGCGGGGCUUCCCAGUCUGGCAUGACAGGCUAUGGCAUGCACCGUCAGAUCAUGUAGAACCUCGACAAGCCAGCAAGUCUCCCUGCUGCCAGGCCUUAUUUUAUACUAACACCACCAAUGUUGUCUCCCUGAAACUUUCCUAAGCUUGUAACGCCUGCCACGUUAACCCGGAUUUCCCUGGAAUUGCUGCUUUUGCCUAACAGUGUUCUUUCCACGUCUUAUAAAAAUGAUGUCAGCUGCUGUAGAGCUCCUUGUUCAAGCUUUCAUCCUCUUCUUCUCUCACCUUUUAUUAUGUACUGUUCUUUCUUUAUCCCCGUUACUUGUUUUCUGACUAACUAUAUGUCCAAAUGCUUACUUCAUGCUGAAUUUGAAAGUCUCAUGACGUUUUGAGUGAUAUAGCCUAUAAGACAUCAGAAUUGUACACAUACUGUAUUAACAGAGAUACUGUAAACUACUGUUAUAACACAUGUUAUGUAUUAUUAUUUAAAUUUAAAUGCAUUUAAAAUGUGUUGGGUUAUUAUAGAAGAUUCUGUCACUGAGUGUGUGUGUAUGUGUUUUCUUUUAAUCCUUAAAUUUAAAGGAGCUGAGUAAGUCUCUGAAGACUUGUUGGAAUAUAUUCUGUGACCAAAUAAACCUCAUGUUGUACUUGGCUGUGGACUUAAGACAUUAGGUCAAAUUUCAAACAAGUGUCAUUCAUUCUGAGCCAUGCCCUCGUUAUUUGUUAGUUGGGUUGAAUAUUUGUCCAUACUGUGUCUAAUUUGUGUACAGUGAGCAAGUAAAUGUGCAGUAGCCAACAUGUAUGAAAGCCAAGUUUCCAUUUCUGGUGCCAGGUGAACACAUUGCUUGAAUGUGCACUUUUAUGUGUUUUAUGUUUAUAUUUUUGAAAUAUAUUUAUAUCUGGAGGCUUGUUAGAGGAAGUAUGAAAAAUAAAAUGGAUAAAAAAAGAUACCUGUGU